AGUACCCUGAACCUCCCCAACCGGAAGCCCCGCCCAUAUAGGAAGGACGGACUCCAGGAAGCCAUCCCGACCGGAAGUCUCGCCCGUGGGCCGGGCUGAUUAUCAGCAGUUGCCUCCCGACGGUGCGGUUGUGGGAAAACGCUGGAAGUCAGGUGAACGUACUGAGAAGCUGGUCCAAGCUAAUCCUGUGCAGGCACCUCGUUUCUGCACCCCACUUUGUGUUUCUUCCUGCAGAAAGAUGUGAGCAACGGGUUGUUGGGUCUGGGGGUCGUACUCACCUAACUCAGAACUCUGCGGGAGGCGUCGCUCGCGGGGACAGGACCGCAGGCGUCGGAGCCUGACAAAAGCCUCUCCCUGACGACAUUAGUCGGGCUCGGGCGGACGUCACAGCAGGCUUGUUCCAACACGCCUGGAUCCCAACUGCAAGUUUUUAAAAGCCAUCCGUGGAAAAGGUUGAGACGUGUUCUUCCUCCUACAACACGCAGUGUGGAGGGAGGAAGCUCGAAAUCCCUAUUGUAGAUCCAGGAGGCUAUAUGGAACCUGGAAGUGAGAACACCUUUGUGACUUAAAACGUUUAGUGGGUUGUUUUGAGGUGAGAAUGUCAUAAGUGAUUUCGAAGUUAAUGCAGUCCUAUGAUUGCAAAAAAUUUAGAAAAUCCUAAAUUUUUGCCAGUAACUCUAUGACACUUCUUUUAAAGCCUGUCUUAAAACAGCGUUAGAAUGUCUGGAAUAUCUGCCCAUACAUUUGGAUAAAUGUUUUUACAUCGAACAAGAAAGCUGGUAAGGACAGAAAUCAGAAAUGGAAAAAGUAGUUUAAUUAAAAAAAAAAAACAAAACAGAUUGUGCAGUGCCAUGUGAGAAGUAAACAAAUUUGUAAAAGUGUAAUUAGAAGUUCUGAGUUCACAAACAAAAAAUUUUGAGAAAUAAGAUCCUUUCCUCUUUUGCAUUUGGAAAAUAAAACAGGGGUUUUUCAGGCUCCUUCCCCACAACCCUGGUGGUAUAGUGGUUAAGAGCUACAGCUGCUAACGGGAAAGGAGAGCAGUUCAGAUCCACCAGGCACCCCUUAGAAACUCUGUGGGACAGUUCUACUCUGUUCUAUAGGGUGACUGUGAGUCGGCAUCAACUUAAUGGCAAUGGUUUUGGGUUUUUCAUUUUCCCACAACCCAGUAGCUUUUAUGUGUCCAGAAGAUAGGCAUAAAGUUGGACCUUUCAUCAGUCCUGACUAGAUUGCUUGGCUUGUUGUCUUUUACAUUUUACCAAAUGAUGCCGUAGAUUUGAAAACAGCCUUCAACAAAUUGAGUAAUCCAGGCAAAUGGGUAGUGACUACAGAUGAAGAGGACUUAAUAGAAAUAAAUCGGAGUGGAGGAUUUAUUGAAUCUGUAUUUACUGUGUGGGCAACAGUGGUUGGUUUGCUGUAGGUAGUAUUGAAAAAUCAUAAAUAGACUCAAGGUGCUUAUAAUUUGUAAAUACCAGCAUUCAAAAAGGUGGUGAGGAUGAAAAAAGUGAACAGAUAGGUGCUGAAUUGUGAGAUACGUAUUGAAGACAUGAAGGAAUUGAAAGAAAUAGAUGAAUGAGAACUUGGGUAGUUGGGAACGAUUUGGGAGGAGAGAGACACAUGCCAGGGCAGAUUACUGACGUGAUAAGAAGCAUGAUGUAGUACAGGGAAAUGAGCCUGAACUAACUAAAAAAGGAGAGUGAGUACUGGGUAGGUAACGUGGGCCCAGGUUAUGAAAGGCCUAGAAAGCCAAGCAGAAGAAUUGGACUCGGUGUGACUGGGCAUCCUUCUGGCAGACCUGAGGAGGUCACAAGGAAAUUUUAAAAGGAGAAUUUGACAGGACUCCGUAUCUGAACACCCAUCGUUGUUAUAAGGUGCCAUUGAAUCAGUUCCAAAUCAUAGCGACCCUAUGCACAACAGAAUGAAACAGUGCCUGGUCCUGCACCAUCCUUAAAAUCGUUAUGCUUGAGCCCAUUGUUGCAGCCACUGUGUCGGUCUUCCUCUUUUCUGCUGACCCUGUACUUUGUCAAGCAUGAUGUCCUUCUCCAGGGACUGAUCCCUCCUGACAACAUGUCCAAAGUAUGUAAGAUGCAGUCUCACCAUCCUUGCUUCUAAGGAGCAUUCUGAUUGUCCUUCUUCCAAGACAGAUUUGUUUGUUCUGAAUAGCUGGGGAUGAUACUAUUCAGUUACCAAGUCCUGUCAAUUUGAUAGAUGUAGAGGGAUGUCAGUGACAGCCAUCUCCAAACUUUCAAGCCCAGGUGCCUGAGAGAAUAGGAAAGGAGGAGGGAAAACUGAUUUGCAGUGUUAGAUUUGACUUGAUGAUGAGAUAGAAAGUAUCAAAUAAAUAAAAAUAGUGUUUAGUGGAUCCUAAUGAAGCCCUGGUAGCACAAGGGUUAAGCGUUCACUUAGCGGUUUGAACCCGCUCAACAGCUCUGUGGGAGAAAGACCUGGUGAUCCGCUCCUAUAAAGAUUACAGCCUAGAAGACUCAACAGGGCAGUUGUGUUCUAUCACAUGGGGUCACUAUGAAUUGAAAAUUGGCUCGACGGCACCUAACAACAACAAUAGAUCUCUGAUAAUAUUCUGUAAGUAGUUUUUGUUUAAAUAACUGAGGAAUCCCUUCACCUUCUGGGUUCCAAGCUUUUUAGGGAGUUAACUUGUUUUUGUCCAAAGCAGUAUUUACUAGUGCAGUUACCAUGAUAUACUCAGACUAAAAUUUUUAAUUUCUCCAUUAACUUGACAAAUGACAUUUUAAAAUUUGGGGCUGUAAACUUUGCUGCUUUCUUAACAUGAAGAAGGUUGGGAAAAAUAUCUUUUUGUUUGCAUAUCCUAAUAGGCAUUAAAACUCCUUUUUAAAGAGGCCUUUCCAUCAUUCAGCAUUUAGGAACAAGGACUGUCAAGAAUUUUGGUUAUCACCUUCAGAUCCUGUACAUUUUGAAGUGGAUACUUCUCAAGAAAAUUAGAAAGUAUGAUGGAAGCAGAUGCCAUGAAUGCCAGCAGUCUUUCUCAAGACUUUGCUUAUUCAGAUUCUCCCUUUUGCUUGGAAACCAGCAGUACCGCUUCAGACCUGCCUCAGAAUGAAAUAAAGAAUGUAAAAGUGGAAAAUGAGUCUAAAUUAACACUUUCUGAAGAUAUUUAUAACACUCUAGGCAAUUUGAUAGGUGAUAUCAACAUUGUAAAGUACUCACAGAAUGUACUAAUUGAGCCACCUGACACCAGCAUUUCUUCCUUGAAACAAUUCGAACCUAUUUGCAAAUUUCAUUGGACGGAAGCCUUUACUGAUGAAAUGACAACAUUUCAAAAUUCCAUGGAAGGCUUACGUUGCACAGAAAAGCCAGAAUUACAAAGUCACAUGUGUCAUUAUGAAAAAGACAGCAACAUAAAGAAAAAUUUGUUUAACGAAGAAAAUCCAAUAGGAAUUAGCAUUUCGACGGAUAAAGAUCUACUAGCUAAUGAGUCUGUCAGUGAACCUUCUAGAAGCCCGCCUCUAAUCCGCUGCUGUGGUGAUAAACUGAAUUUCAUGGAAAAUUCACUGGCUAAAAGUAGUGCCCAGGGACCUGCCCUGGGUCUUCCUCAACCUCAAAGCUUCAGUGAUGCUGAGGAACCAUUUAAUAAAGAGACUAGCUUUAACCUGCAUGAUCUGAGAGCUAACUGUGAAACAGAGACUGCAGUUUCACCAAGUGAAAUACAGAACUCUGGGGAGAUGCCUGAGAUGUCAGUUAGUCACCAAAGGGAAGCCAGAGUGGAGGACGUGGAGAGUCCAGGGCUUUUCUCAGCUUGGUCCCCCACAGACGUUUCCUGGAGUGGUGGAGGAUUUAGGGGGGAAUGCAAAACCUCUGACACAGAGCGAAGCUUUGAAAACUUACAACCUCUGGAAGAAGACAUGGCUUUAAAUGAAGUCCUACGGAAAUUAAAACAUACCAACAAAAAGCAGCAAAUUCGAAUCCAGGACCUACAGUGUAGUAACAUGUAUUUAGAGAAGAAGGUUAAAGAAUUACAGGUGAAGAUUACCAGACAGCAGGUGUUGGUUGACAUCAUUAAUAAGCUUAAAGAGAAUGUCGAAAAAUUAAUUGAAGACAAAUACAAAGUAAUCUUAGAGAAGAACGAUGGUGACAGAACAUUGAAGAAUGUGCAAGAGAUUCUAUCUGACACCCAAAAACAUCUUCAAGAAUCUAGGAAUGAGAAGAAAACCUUACAGGCAGAGCUUAAAAAGAUCAAAGUGAAUUACAUUCAUCUACAGGAAAGGUAUAUGACAGAAAUUCAGCAAAAAAAUAAAUGUGUAAGUCAGUGCAUCGAGAUGGGCAAAACCUUAAGCAAGAAAGAAAAAGAGGUAGAGAGGCUGCAGCAAGUCAAAGGAGAAUUGGAAAAGGCCACUGCUUCGGCCCUGGACUUACUGAAAAGGGAAAGAGAGACCCGAGUACCAGAGUUCCUGUCUUUACAGGAGGAAUUUCAGAAACAUGAAAAGCGAAACCUGCAAGAAAGACAGAAGCUGAAAUCUAGUCUUGAGGAACUGGUCACGCAAGUUAAAAAUUUGAAAUUCAUCUCUGAAAAUGAAAGGGCUAAGAAUACAAAACUUCAACAGCAGAUUGACCAAGUAAAAAAUGAAAAUGCAAGACUUCAGCAGCAAACCACAAGGAGUGAGGAGCAAAACCAUGUCCCUAAGUUUGAGAUGGCUGAGUUAAAGGAGCAACUGGAGGAGGCUACGGAGUCAGCUAUUAUGAAGGAUGCAAAGAUGACACAUUCUGAUUUCUUCCUGAAUUGCCCACGUUGUGAAGAAAAGAGCCUGAGUCCUCCAGAUGAGAAGAGAACUCAGCUGGCCUCCAAAAUUCACAGUCUGCUAACUCUGAUGGUAGGACUUCUCACAUGCCAGGACAUCACCAAUCCUGGUGCUGAACAUUUCAAAGACAGUGAGAAAAUUAGUGAUAUAAUGCUACGAAAAUUGAAGUGCUUACAUCUUAAAAAGAAAACUUUGGAUGAAGAGCUACUGAAACAUAAAGCUAGAAUCACAACCAUUAGAGAGUUAAUUGCUAAUGAAAAAGCAUUUCAAGAUCAGGUUAUUAAGGUCACAGACUUUGAUUCAAAUGAAACCGAGAAUGUCAAUGAUGUACCUCUCUUAUUGGGAGCCAAACUGGAUAAGUACCACAACCUAAAUGAGGAGCUUGAUUUCUUGAUUGCAAAACUCGGAAAUCUCCUAGAGUCAAAAGAAGACCACUGCAACAGACUCAUUGAAGAAAAUGACAAGUAUCAAACACAUUUAGGCAACUUACUAGAUAAGGUUACAUCAUAUGAAGAAAUUAUCAAAUGUGCUGACCAAAGACUUGAGAUAUCACACUCCCAGAUUGCACAUUUAGAAGAGAGAAAUAAAAAUUUGGAAGAUUUAAUUAGGAGACCCAGAGAGAGAACUAGGAGAGUGAGACCAAGAAGAUUAGAAAAUCAGCCAAAGUCCAUGACCAUGGUAGGUCAUCUUGAAGAUCAUUUUAAAGAAUAUUAUAUUUCCAUGUAAUUUGAAAAUAACAUUAAAUAUGAGCUCCUGUAGUUACAGUUCAAUAAUAUCUGGUUUAUAUUUCAGUGUAUUUCCCCCAGUACAAGGACCUCUUCUGCCUCCUAUCAUAGUUGGUCCUGUAACUAGAAGCCCCUCCUCUGAAGCUUCUCUUCUACUGGCCCCCUUAACUCCAUCCCCACUGCUACUGCUUCAUCUCAAACCAUCUUCACUUUUCACCUGGACUAUUACAAUCAUUUCGUAAUUGGUUUUCUGCCUCCAGUUCUGCUCCCUUUCAUUCCAUCCUCCACAGAAUAGGCAGAGUGAUCUUUCGAAAGCAAAAUGUGAUCAUGUCUCUCCCCUACAUAAAAGCUUUCAGUGGUUUCCAGUGGCUUUCAGGAUCAAAUCCUGGCUCCUUAUUGCAGCAUAUAAGGCCCUCUGUGGCUAAGCUCACACCUUCCCAUCCAGCCUUAUCAUGCAUGCUUUCACUUUCCCAUCAUUCACAUCAACCAUAUGUGACCACUUGCAAUUUUCUGAACAUGGUAUGUUAUUUUUAUGCCUUCCUGUUAUUGCUCAUGUAACCUCCCCUGCCUAGAAUGUUCUUCAACUCCUUUUCUCCCCUUAUGUCAGUUCCCACCUCACCAACACCUGCCAGGUCAAGCUUCAUCUCUUGUAUGAAGCCUUUGCUGCUUCAAACAUUCUCCCAGAUGAAACUGACUUGCUUUGUCCUAGAUGCCCAUACCACACCCUUUGUUACAAUAGCACUUAUUUCACAAUAAUUCUCUGCUUACAUGUCCCUUCUCUUGACUAGAACUCUUAGUUGUGUCAGCUGCAUAACGCAGGUUGUUAACGACCCUUCCUCCAAUCCUGAUGCCCCAUUCUUCUUCAAGUAGUCCAACUUCUCAGAUUAUUUGCUUAGCAUACAGAUUGAAUAAAUAUGGUGAAAGGAUACAACCCUGAUACAUAACUUUUCUUCCUAGCCUGUCUUAGUCUGGAAGCUCCUCUGAGACCUGUCCACCAUGGGUGACCCUGCUGGUAUUUGAAAUUCCAGUGGCAUAGCUUCCAAGCUCAC
Loxodonta africana (African savanna elephant) is the source of this 6543-nucleotide messenger RNA. RefSeq names its product cancer antigen 1 (gene CAGE1). The transcript has 12 exons. The record is from RefSeq and is a predicted model, not a curated record. Bases 2961 to 5495 code for a protein of 844 amino acids. Lineage: Eukaryota; Metazoa; Chordata; Mammalia; Proboscidea; Elephantidae.